CUGAGGGAACAGGCGCCUUCGCUCACCCGCUUGUUCUUCACCUCAGCUCCCUGCCGCCGUGGCCACCCCCAGAAGAAGAAAUGGAAUAAAAAAAGCAUGGCGGGGUUCAGCAAGUUCCCCUCCUCCUUGCUGUGGAAGAAGGCUCAGUGGGUUUUAUUGAGUCAUUAUGAUGAAAUUAAGUUUAAGCCCAACCCAUCAAACAUCCCAGGACUUAACUUUUGAUUGGAUUGAGGUGGUAUCGUUCAACUGCCCUAUGCAACCACUACUCCUCGGAUUCCUGCCACCCGGAUGGCUCUGCAGAUCUUCGAUAUGAACUAUGGAACACAAUUUGGCAGCCUCUGGCCGUCUAUCCGCAUCAGCCUUCUGUCAGAACAGAAAUACGGAGCUCUUUUCAACAAUUUCUGUGAUGUAAAGCUGGUCACUCAGCAGUUAGAAGACCUGAAUGCAAUAGAUUUCAUCUGGGAAGCUCAAAACGCAGUAAAGGAUCUAGAUUCCAUGGCUGAACAAGGUGCAAGAGAGCAAGUUUUAUCCCCAGAAACUCAGACUGAACUUUGCGAGCCCCGAGACCAGCCUGUUUCUUUCAUCAGUCCCAACAUCAAGUGUUAUACAUUCCCCAGAGGGGAUAUCAGUCUUUUUCCUCAAGCUAAACCAGAUAUACUAGGAAUUCUGGGCUACUACCUCCUCAAUGCUGCAUCUGUCUUACCUGUCUUGGCUCUCAAUGUACAACCUGGUGAUUUAGUCCUUGACCUUUGUGCAGCACCAGGUGGGAAGACGCUGGCAAUUCUACAGACUGGAUGCUGUCGAGAACUGGCAGUCAAUGAUAUCUCUGCUUCUCGCAUUGACCGGCUGCAUAGGAUUCUCCACAGCUAUCUUCCUGAACAACUUAUCAAUAAAGUAAAGAUCACAAGAAAGGAUGGGAGAAAUUGGCGUGACCUGAAUGACACAUGUUAUGAUAGGGUGCUUGUGGAUGUGCCAUGCACCAAUGACCGACAAUCAUUGAAGGAAGAGGAAAACAGUAUCUUUAAGUAUGGACGAAAGGAGGAGCGUAAGAUGCUGCCGAUGCUUCAGCUACAGUUGCUUGUAGCUGGAAUCCUUGCUGCCAAGCCAGGAGGAGAAGUGGUGUACUCAACAUGCACCUUGUCGCAGCUCCAGAAUGAAUAUGUGGUUGAGGGAGCUGUGGAGUUAUUGAAAGUUGAGCAUGGUAUCACAGUACAGGUUGAAGACUUAAGCUAUUUUCGGAGGCUGUUCCAUAGCACAUUUUCCUUUUAUCAAGAUUGCAGACUUGGAGAGCUCGUCCUUCCUAAUCUAUCAGCUAACUUUGGACCCAUGUAUUUUUGCAAAUUGCAAAGGUUGAAUUAGAACAAACAGAACAUUGUGUGACAAAAGCGAGAUUACCUCCAACUUUCCAUUUUAGUGGAAUUUACAAGAAAACAUAUUAUCCUGUUUUCCUGACCACACCUGUUGACCUUUUUAUGUUACUUGAUCCUUGAGGGUUGCUACAAAAUAGCCUUCUACUGUAUAUUGUUAGUCCACAUAGAAAGAACUGGCAUUGAUGUGACUCCAACGUGGACAUUGGUCUACAUUUGUGAAUAUUUACAUGUGAGCAUCAACUAAGCUGGGGAUGGUCAGUCUUUCUUUGAAAGUUUUAUAAGCCAGAGAAGACAUAUCAAUGUGAUUGCUGCCAUGUAUGGGGAAGAGUAUUUUGUCAACAACAUGCUAUGAGUAAUACACCACUUGGUCUUUAGAAAUGUCAUUGAAGAAGUAGAAUGUUAAAAGCAUUCAAUAAAGUAUGGAAAUAAUUACCAGUUCACUAAUACA
Pogona vitticeps (central bearded dragon) is the source of this 1818-nucleotide messenger RNA. It is a transcript of the gene NSUN4, whose product is annotated as NOP2/Sun RNA methyltransferase 4. Gene Ontology annotation, biological process: rRNA methylation. Gene Ontology annotation, cellular component: mitochondrial large ribosomal subunit. Lineage: Eukaryota; Metazoa; Chordata; Lepidosauria; Squamata; Agamidae. The record is from RefSeq and is a predicted model, not a curated record. Gene Ontology annotation, molecular function: RNA methyltransferase activity.